AUGAGUUCCGGGCAGCAGAGGCAGAGUGGCUCUUGCUGUGGUGGUGGUGGAGGAGGCGGCUCUUCAUGCUGCGGAGGUGGCAGUGGAAGUAGUGGAGGAGGCUGCUGCUGCUGUUGUGGUGGAGGUUCCUCUGGAUCUUCUGGUGGAAUUCAACAGGUGCGAGGGUCUGGAUCCAGCUGCUGUGCUGGCGGAGGAUCGAGCAGUGGCAGUGGACAACAGAUCAUCGUAGUAUCUGGCGGCGGUGGAGGAGGACAGUGCUGCGGUGGAACUGGAAGGAGCAGUGGACAAUCUUCUGGAUGUUGCAUUGGAGGAGGGUCUGGUGGGAUAUCAGGGGGUGGAUUAAGUCAACAAAAGAUUCCAUUAAUAAGUGGGGGGAGUGGAUCUGGUGGUGGAGUUAAGGUGAUAGGAUCAGGUGGAAGCAGUGGGGGAUCUGGCUGCUGUAUUUGUGGUGGGUCUAGUGGUGGAGGUGGUGGCUCAGGGGGUGGUGUUAAGGUAAUAGGUGGGGGAUCUGGAAGUUGUGGAGGAGGUGGUGGCUCAGGGGGUGGUGUUAAGAUUUUAGGUGGUGGUGGCAGCAGUGGUGGCCAAAGUUCAGGAUGCUGUGCUGGAGGAGGGGGUGGCUCAGAGGGUGGUGUUAAAGUAAUAGGUGGGGGAUCUGGUGGAUCAGGGGGCGGUGUUAAGGUAAUAGGUGGGGGAUCUGGAAGUUGUGGAGGAGGUAGUGGUUCAGGGGGUGGUGUUAAGGUAAUAGGUGGGGGAUCCGGUGGAUCAGGGGGCGGUGUUAAGGUAAUAGGUGGGGGAUCUGGAAGUUGUGGAGGAGGUGGUGGCUCAGGGGGCAGUGUUAAAAUUAUAGGUGGUGGUGGGAGCAGUAGUGGCCAAAGUUCAGGAUGCUGUGCUGGAGGAGGGGGUAGCUCAGGGGGUGGUGUUAAGAUAAUAGGUGGGGGAUCCAGUGGAUCAGAGGGCAGUGUUAAGGUAAUAGGUGGGGGAUCUGGAAGUUGUGUAGGAGGUGGUAGCUCAGGAGGUGGUGUGAAGAUUAUAGGAGGUGGUAGCAGUGGUGGUGGCCAAAGUUCGGGAUGCUGUGCUGGAGGAGGUGGAAGUAGCUCAGGUGGCAAGACCAUCAUUGUGCCAUCUGGUGGUGGCAGCAGUGGUGGCCAAAGUUCUGGCUGCUGCAUUGGAGGAGGGUCCGGUGGGGGCUCCCAAUCUAUGCAGCAAAAGCUGGGUAGUGGUGGCCAGAGUUCUGGCUGCUGUAUUGGAGGAGGGUCCAGUGGUGGUGGUGGCUCAAGUGGCCAGACCAUCAUAGUACCAUCUGGUGGUGGCAGCAGCAGUGGUCAAAGUUCUGGCUGCUGCAUUGGAGGAGGGUCUGGUGGUGGCUCAGAUGGCCAGACCAUCAUAGUGCCAUCUGGUGGUGGCAGCAGUGGUGGCCAAAGUUCUGGCUGCUGCAUUGGAGGAGGGUCUGGUGGUGGCUCAGGUGGCCAGACCAUCAUAGUGCCAUCUGGUGGUGGCAGCAGUGGUGGCCAAAGUUCUGGCUGCUGCAUUGGAGGAGGGUCUGGUGGUGGCUCAGGUGGCCAGACCAUCAUAGUGCCAUCUGGAGGUGGCAGCGGUGGUGGCCAGAGUUCUGGCUGCUGCAUUGGAGGAGGGUCCAGUAGUGGCUCAAGUGGCCAGACCAUCAUAGUGCCAUCUGGUGGUGGCAGCAGUGGUGGCCAAAGUUCUGGCUGCUGCAUUGGAGGAGGGUCUGGAGGGGGGUCCCAGUCUAUGCAGCAAAAACAACCCCUUGUAAUCCCACCCUGCAUAAGUCAAACCAAGCAGUCCUCCCAAUGGCCACUGGGUCAAAAGUAAAUCCCUUCUUCUUUUUUUUCACCAUGUCUUCUUUUGGAGUGUAAUCAAAUCAAUGUGUCCAAAUUUCAAAUUCUUGAAGUAUCACCUGAAGCAAGCUAAUCCUUGCAUGUUACUCUGCAAUCACUUGCUUAUCUUCUCUCCUGUAUUUUUUAUUGCAUGUGCUAUCAUCUGAAAAAUGUGAUUAUUUGUACCACUAUAGUGGAGGAGGUUAGCAUUAGCCUCCAUCAAUUUCUUGCUUCUGUCUCCACUAACACAUUGGAGACAAUACAGCAGACUUGAAAAUUAAACCAAAAAA
This is a messenger RNA of Eublepharis macularius, 2125 nucleotides long. RefSeq names its product loricrin-like. NCBI's taxonomy places the organism in Eukaryota, Metazoa, Chordata, Lepidosauria, Squamata, Eublepharidae. The transcript has a single exon. The coding region runs from base 1 to 1830 and encodes 609 amino acids. The record is from RefSeq and is a predicted model, not a curated record.